AUGUUGUCCCAGCCAAACCCCUACGACAGUGUCGACACCGCUAAUCUCUAUACGGUAGUGUUCAAAAAUCUCUUCGAUAAAGACUCGAAAGAACUGGAGACUCUUCUGAAAGCAUGUGAAAGGGAUGGCUUCUUCUAUCUCGAUCUUCAGGAUUCGAGCUCUGCGAAGCUGUGGAGGGAUUUGGAAAGGGCGAGCGAGAUCGCUAAGCGCUGGUUCUCGCAACCUGUUGAGGUCAAGCUGAAAACCCCAACAGUAUCGUUGGCACAUGGAUUCAAGGCUACUGGUAAUCAAUCCGGGGCAGUGAAGUCGCUGAAAGAUGGGUUUGAAGCGUUAAAGAUUGGGAGAAGCGAACUCCUCGGCCGCUGGGCUCUGCCAUCAGUCGUCGAAGAGAAUCUACAGCUAUUCGAUCAAUUCAAUGCCUCAUGCCACUUCAUUCUAAAAUUACUUCUGGACUGCCUGUCAGACGGCCUAAACCUCCGAGGAGCAGCCCGCCUAGACACCCACCACCGCGAUGACGCACGCUCCAAAAGUACCCUCUACUUCCUGCACUACCCCCCAGGAACGCAGAACCUAAACGAAGUAGGUCAAAACAUGCACACUGACAUCGGCACACUCACCCUCCUCUUCGCACCGCAAUGGGGUCUUCAAGUCGUAUCACCAGUGACGGGAGCAUGGGAGUACGUACGACCUCGCGAUGGCCACGCAAUCAUCAAUGUUGCGGAUACGUUGAGAUUUCUAUCUAACAAGCGGUUUCGCUCGGCUUUACAUCGUGUUCUUCCUAUUGGGGGCGUGCAGAAGGAAGAUCGGUAUGCUGUUUCGUAUUUUCUUAGAGCGGCGGACGAUACGGAGUUUAAGGAUAGUAAUGAUGAGGAGUCAAAUGCUAAGAGUUGGUAUUUGACAAAGUAUCAUACGUAUGAGUUGCCGCAUGAUGUUCAGGGAGAACAGACUGUGCUAUCGGGGGGUAUGGCGCAGGAGUUACAGGUGACAUUCUGA
Fusarium redolens is the source of this 993-nucleotide messenger RNA. RefSeq lists its product as uncharacterized. The coding region runs from base 1 to 993 and encodes 330 amino acids. Gene Ontology annotation, molecular function: dioxygenase activity. Lineage: Eukaryota; Fungi; Ascomycota; Sordariomycetes; Hypocreales; Nectriaceae. The transcript has 3 exons. The record is from RefSeq and is a predicted model, not a curated record.